This is a messenger RNA of Varanus komodoensis (Komodo dragon), 2713 nucleotides long. RefSeq names its product negative regulator of ubiquitin like proteins 1 (gene NUB1). The transcript is spliced from 16 exons. The record is from RefSeq and is a predicted model, not a curated record. NCBI's taxonomy places the organism in Eukaryota, Metazoa, Chordata, Lepidosauria, Squamata, Varanidae. Gene Ontology annotation, biological process: regulation of ubiquitin-dependent protein catabolic process. Gene Ontology annotation, molecular function: protein binding. Bases 159 to 2066 code for a protein of 635 amino acids.
CUUUCAGUUCCGAGCGGGCGAACUUUGGCGAGUGGGCCGGUGGGCGCCUCGGCCUCCUUCGAACGUGGGGUGGGGGGCACCAAACGGCUCCAGCGCGCACGCGCGGCCCCUCCUUCACAGCUGGAUCCUGCGGGUGGGGAGAAAAAGAAGUGCGCAGGAUGGCUCAGAACAAGUAUCUUGCGGCAAAGCUGAUAAACUAUUUGCGAGAAGACAAAAUUCAUCUGUGGAAACCUCCGUAUACAAACAACCAGAAAGAGGCUGGUGCGGAGCUGAAGGAACUCGCAUUGCAAUAUUCAGCCAGGCUAAAUUAUAAUGACUGUGAAAUAGAAGCCAUUCUGGAAGAAAUACGCUGUAAAGCAAUUGAGCGGGGAACAGGAAAUGAAGCUUUUAAGACAACAGGAAUUGCAACGCUUGAAGUAGCUUUGCCUAAAAGGAUGGGUAAAACAAGAAAAAAUGCUCUGGAGACAAAAUUGGUCAUCACAGGCAAGGAGCUCAGAUCUCAAAUAGCACAAACCUAUGGCUUUGAAGAAAAUUGCAUUAAAAUAAUUGCAAAUAAGAAGCAACUUGACCUAGGAAAAACCCUCGAAGAACAAGGUAUAACACAUAACAUCAAGGUCAUGGUGCUUGAGCUGAAACUGAGUGAAGAGGAAACUAGAAGAAAAGUCCAUGAAGAAGAAAUGCAGCAUGAGGAAGAGGUAGCGAAGAACAAAGAAAUGAAUAAACGGAUGCAAAGAACGAAGAAAGGCAUAGAAAUACUCGCAGAAAGAGAGGAUUCAAUGGAUCCAGAGACGAUGCCUUACCUCGACAUUGCAAACCAAACCGGAAGAUCCAUCAAGAUUCCCCCAGAAGCCAAAAAAGCUCUCUUGUUAGCAAUGGGCCAUCAUGAAAAGGGAAGAGCGUUGUUGAAGAAGAAGGAAUAUGCCAUGGCAUUGCCAUUCCUGUUGGAUGCGGAUAAACAUUUCUGCGAUUGUGGCUCAGAGCUCCUGCACACUGUUGAUAAUUACGCAGUGCUGCAACUGGACAUAGUCUGGUGUUACUUCCACCUGGGGCAGCUGGAGUGCCUUGACGAUGCUGAGAAAAAGCUCACAAUAGCCCACGACUGCUUCAGAAGGUGCUACGGAGAGAACCACGAAAGACUGGUCACUAUAAAAGGAAGUUCUGGCCGAGAGAAGGCUUUAUUUUUAAGGCUUUAUUUACUUCAAGGAAUCACCCAGUACCAUAAUGGCAGAGAAGGGGAGGCUGCUGAACAUCUUCAGAAGGCCCAUGGCUUAGUUCAAGAAUUGUGCAUAGAUCCUGAGAAGAUCAGUAGCUUGUUACUUCUGGGUUUCUCUGCUCAGGAAGCUCGUCUGGGUCUCCGAGCCUGUGAUGGAAAUGUGGAUCAUGCUGCUAGUCACAUUUCCAACCGGAGAGAGGAAAAGGCUCAAAUCAGGAGAGAGGAAAAAGCCAAAAGGAGAAAGCGACUAGAGGACAUAAACUCCUUGAAGAGUCUGGGCUAUCCUGAGCGAGCUGCUAGGGAAGCUCUUCAUAAGGCGAAGGGAGACAUUGUGCUGGCAACUAAGAUUAUAUUGGACAACCCACUGCUACUCCUGCCAGAUGAGGAGGAUCCCAUGCCAGGGGAAGAGUUCAAUGUUACCCAGGAAAGUAUUGAUCAAUUGGUAUAUAUGGGCUUUAAGCCCAAGGACGUGGAGCAGGCUCUGAAAUUAUUCAAAGGCAACGUUCAGCUGGCUGCACAGAUCCUUGUACAUCACGGGGGAUCCCUUCCUGCAGAACUGCAGACCGCUCUGGACAGCCUCCCUCGUUCAGACGACUCCAGUUCAUCCAAAGACUCUCCUACUGAUUCUGCAGAUAAGAGGAGAACGAAAAACAAAGAAGGAAAACAAAGAAGGAAAAACCCACAAGGUACUUCAGGGGCCUCAACAGAUGAUGACAUGGAAGUAGAUGCUGUCAAUGAAAUCUUAGAAGAUAUCCCAGAACAUGAAGAAGAUUAUUUGGACCUAACUCUAGAAGAGGAAGAACAUAUAAUUAACGAAUAUCUCUCCUACAUAAGCCACGUGCAGAUGCAGUAGACAAACUUAAAAGGCUGUGGUCUCAGCCACAUGGACCAGCAACUUUUGGACUCCAGAUAAAAUUAAUUGCAUGUUAGUCCUGAAGCCAGUGGGUCACACGAGUCAUGACUAAGUUAGUCUAGAUCAGAACUUUGGAUUUUAAUAUUAGGAGUGGAAAUGUGUCUGACCCUAUUGUUUGCCAUAUGCCUUAUGUUCAGUCAGUUGCAUAGUUUUUAAAUCUUGGUAUGUGUAAAAUCUGUAUUUAAUUGUAAUCUAGAGCAACACUGGAGAGUAAUACCAAUUGUAAUACAAAAGUAUUUACAAAACAUAUUUUUAUAGAGAGGCAAUAUAUAUUGAUGUGAGAUAAACCUAUUUAGUAAGCAAAUGAAAUCCAUUUUACAUCUCUUUACUUCUUUUACAAUACCCAGAUUUCUUUUUUUAAAAAACAAAAGAUCCAAUUAUUGGAGCAUUAAACAUAGGAUCUCUCUAGGACUAGCAUUUUGGUAUUUUCAGACCUUUGGAAUAUAAUCUCAAGUCUGUAGAUCUUUCAGUUUUUCUGAUCUAAUCCAGUAGUCUGAAGUCAGCUGUAAACCAGUUUGUGUCGAUCUCCUUUUUUCAGUGUCUGUUUUACAUAAUGCAUUAAUAACCAAUAAAAAGUAAUAACAUUU